AUGAGUUCGUUUGACAUGUUUGAAGAAACGAUUGGGAGAAUUCUAUGCUGUCAGUGUGGUGCAUCAAUUGAACCAAAUGCUUUGAGUAUGUGUGUGGCCUGCGUGAAAUCGCGCAUUGAUAUCACACAGGAAAUACCCAGACAAAGUCGAGCUUUCGUGUGUAAGUUCUGUAAUCGAUGGUUGAUACCACCUAAUGGUUGGGUACGUGCUGAGUUAGAAUCCAAGGAACUUCUUGCUAUUUUACUGAAAAAGUUGAAGCCAGUUAUGACAAAGGUUCGUCUUACAGACGCUUCUUUUGUAUGGACAGAGCCUCAUUCUAAACGAGUGAAAUUAAAGCUUACUGUCCAAAGUGAGGUGAUGACUGGUGCUGUUCUUCAACAGAGUUUCAUCGUUGAAUUUGUUAUUAUGAAUCAGAUGUGUGACGACUGCCGACGUGCUGAAGCUAAAGAUUUUUGGCGUGCUUGCGUUCAAGUUCGUCAAAAAUGUGAUUUUAAGAAAACUCUCUUUUACCUUGAACAGCUAGUUCUGAAACAUGAUAUUCACAGAAGCGCGAUCGGUGUCAAGCCUGUACCCACGGGGAUCGAUUUUUUUUACACAAAAUUGCAAGAUGCCAGAAAAUUUGUUGAUUUCAUUACUUCCCAUUUGCCAUGCAAAUACUCAUAUGCACAGGAAUUGGUGACACAUGAUUCUAAAAAUAAUACUUAUGACUAUAAGCACACUUUUUGUGUAUAUGUAGUACCUAUCUGUCGGGAUGAUCUUAUAUGUUUACCGAAGAAAAUAGCUCAGUCUUUGGGCAGUAUCAAUCAACUCGUUGUGUGCUCCAGAGUAAACAAUUUCAUUAGUAUAAUUGAUCCAACAACUUCUCAAGUAGCAGAUAUCAACUCAAUUCAAUAUUGGCGUGAUCCCUUUUCAACUUUAUGCCAGUCGAAACAGUUAAAGGAAUUUUACGUAAUUGAUGUAGAAGAUGUUGAUAUUUCAUCAAAAACUGAGUCAUUGACUCAGUUGUCCAGGAAGCAUCGUUUAGUUGAUGUUUGGAUAGUUCCUAGCAGUCAGGUUGGACACGAUGAUCAUCAAGUUUGUGUUCGAAGUCAUCUUGGACAUUUGCUCAAACCAGGAGACUUAGUUCUAGGUUAUGAUUUAAGCAAAAUCAACGUGAACAGUGCUUUACUUGACGAGUUGAAAGAAGAAAGGAUACCUGAUGUUAUUCUUGUUCGGAAAGUUUAUGAUCGGAAUUUGCGACGAAAAAGACGUAAUUGGAAGCUGAAGCGAUUAAUUCUAAACAACAAAAAUGUUUAUGAUGCGGAAUCCAUAGAAAGAGAAUUUGAGAAGUUUCUGGAAGACUUAGAAGAAGAUGACCAAAUGAGGCAAAAAGUCAAUAUUUAUCGAGACUAUGAUAAACCACUUAUUGUUUGUUCGGAAGAAGGCUCACAACUUGAUUUUCCAUGUGGACCCUCAUUACAAGAAAUGAUGGAUGACUUGGACAUAAAUGAUGUUGAAAUGACCGAAUGA
Thelazia callipaeda (thelaziosis nematode) is the source of this 1509-nucleotide messenger RNA. The record is from the annotation of a GenBank genome assembly. Lineage: Eukaryota; Metazoa; Nematoda; Chromadorea; Rhabditida; Thelaziidae.